Dreissena polymorpha is the source of this 1526-nucleotide messenger RNA. RefSeq lists its product as uncharacterized. The transcript is spliced from 5 exons. The record is from RefSeq and is a predicted model, not a curated record. Bases 115 to 774 code for a protein of 219 amino acids. NCBI's taxonomy places the organism in Eukaryota, Metazoa, Mollusca, Bivalvia, Myida, Dreissenidae.
GUUUAAAAACUUAGUAUCGCAAUUUUUAAUGCGCAGUAGAGUGAAUAAUUUACCUAAAGCAAGAAUUUAUCUGUGCGGUUAAUUAUUGGAGUUUACAAUAUUUCAGUUAGAAAAAUGUUUUUCUUUGUUGUAUUAAUUAUUGGUAUGUUGUAUUGUGAUGCUCAGUAUGUCCCUGCCAAAUGUGAUGAAAACAAGCCUUGUUCAGAUAACACAACCAUGUUCUGCGAAGAGGGAUUCUGUCACAUAGCUGUUGGAAAAAAAUGUACAACUUUGACCGAACAGACAACACCUUCUCAGACUGGACAAGAUGGCAGCUCUUCCGGACAACCUCUAUCCACUGCCACACCUGCAAACACCGCUACUGGCACUCAGCCAAAUGCCGGUCAACAAACACCAUCUAUAACAGCAUCAGCCACGCACACUUCAAAAAACAGCAACCCUUCUACUUCACCGGCUCCAAACCCAUCAAGCGAUACAAACAGACCCCCAGCUCAAUCAACUACAAUAACAACACCUAUUAAACCAGCAGACGUAAAUACAACAACACAACAAGGACAAACCUCAGUGAAAAGGAAGAAGCGCAAUGACGGCAUGCAACAGGAGUGCGUAUCAAAUGGAAUUUGUAGUAUGCGGGAUAAUGUCAAACUCUGCGAAUGUGUGGGUGGCUAUUCUAAAGACGAUAAUGGAUUAUGCAAAAAAUCUGGCGCGGAUAGCUUCAAUCCAGCGGGGAUACAGCUUUUUUCUGCGAUGGUGGCAUUGAUCUUUCUUAUCUAGGUCAUGGGCACAGUAAACACUAUCAUAAAACAACAUCUAAGUCAAUAAUAGGGCAAAGACGUAAAUUAAAAAAAAACCCGAUCUGUAAAGAAACAUGUGUUAGGAGAUAAUCAUACAAACCUACGUAUUUUUAUAUGUGUCUUGUUCUGUGAAAAUUUGGCAAAAUGCAUGUGCGUAAAGUGCCGUCCCAUAUUAGCCUGUGCAGUCCGCACAGGCUAAUCAGGGACGACACUUUUCGCAUAAAUGGUAUUUUUCUAUUAAAGGAAGUCCCUUUUUACCGAAAAUCUAGUUUAAGCGGAAAGUGUCGUCCCUGAUUAGCCUGUGCGGACUGCACAGGCCUAUCUGGGACGACACUUUACGCACAUGCAUUAUGCCUUGUUUUCUCAGAACAAGACACAUAUACACUCAUCAAUUGUUUACAGCUUUCUGUUGAUAUCGUUAUGAUUUUUAAAUUAUGUUAUGCUGCUUUAAUUUGCAAAGGCAUAGCCAUAGAUUUGUAAUUGAUUGGCUUUGAAAGUGGGUGUGAAGGAGAACCGGUGCAUUCUGUCAUGGAUUGCAUUGUGAUGAGUGUAAUGGUGGCUCGCACAUGCCUGAUGACGCUCUCAUGCAUGGAAUUGGCAAUGUGCGGCCAUCAUCCAUAGAAUACGAUAGUAACAACACGGUUAAGAAGUCGUUUGUUAACAUCGCUUUUGGCCAAACUAGAAAUUAUAGGAGAGGAAUAGUAGAAUUAUAAUAAAAUGUUAAAUGGUCAA